AUGCUGGACACUCUGGUGAAGGAGGUAAUGCGUGAUUACGGUGAAGGCAAAGGUUGGGAAGAUGCCAUCAACUACAUAAUGCCCGAGUCUUGCAAAGACAAGGCUUAUGAGAGUAAACAGCCUGUGCGGAAUGAGGAAUCUUCAUCGGAAUUACCCAGUUCUGUGAGAAAGGUGAACAAAAGCGAAAGAAAGAAGAAGGAUUCUGUGAAAAGCAAAGCUGAGCAAACAGAGCUGGAGCUACUGGAACAGCCAGUAAAGAAGAAGGAGGUGUCCAAGGAUAAUAAAGUAAAGGAAACCACUGUGAUAGUUGACGGCGAGGCAACAGCUAGACCGAGGGGAAGAGGGUCCUUCUCCCUUGAAUGGUUGAAAAAUUUGCGAAUCGUCUACCUUAUGGCUCAUAUGACAGAGCAAACGACUUAA
Molecule: messenger RNA, 420 nt
Organism: Cylicostephanus goldi
Lineage: Eukaryota; Metazoa; Nematoda; Chromadorea; Rhabditida; Strongylidae
Source: the annotation of a GenBank genome assembly